CAGAGACUAUCUUUUAUCAGCACAAUGGUGAGCCACCGACUACCCCUGGUUUGUCUUUCCCUGUCUUUACUCCUGUUUCUGGUCUACAGUGAGGAGACAGUUGGGGUCAGGUCAGCAGAACCAGCAGACAGCAGUCAAGAGGAGAAAGAGCUGAUAGAUGCUUUACAGGAGGUACUGGAGAAGCUAAAGAGUAAACGGAUCCUUCCUCUUGACAAGAAACUAGGAUGGGUGCCAUCGUGUGAUGCUGGUGAGCAAUGUGCUGUAAGGAAAGGGGCACGGAUUGGCAAGCUCUGUAACUGCCCAAGAGGAACUGCCUGCAAUUUUUACAUUUUGAAAUGCUUAUGAGACAGAAGACAGCAACAAGAGUGCAGAAACAGAGACAAAGAUUGCUCAAGUGCAGCAUUCCAGUCCAGAGAUCUGUUUCUUAACAUGAUGCCAUUUAUUCCAUCUUUGGUGUCUUUUGUGAUUUUAUUCAUGUAUUGAAAUAUUCGUUACAUUUACAUCCAUUCAGUAUCAAGUGCCACAAUUGAUGUGUCUCCCAAAGGGGAGAAAUGGAAAGUUAGCAUAAUCAUUUUCAAAAUCAUUUGAAAAGCCACACAGCAGCCUAGGUGGGUCAGUAUUUUAUUUAGUAAUUGCAAAAAAAAUAUUUAGCUGUGCGGCUGUAAGGAUAUCCCUAAAAACAUAAACCUGCAACUUGGUGGACCUGCAGUAAAUACCAUAUCCUGUAUACCUGUAUAUUGUCAAAUCUAGUCCUGUGCAUUUGUUGGGAGGGUUGGGGUGUGUUAGUAAAAAAUUUGUGAUAUUUGAAUACUCUUGACGGUCCAAGGUGAAUAAUGAAGUAUAUUGUGCUCCCUGGACAUUUGUAUUUUAGUAUUUUACAAACAUAUGAGGAACAUGAUAUUAAGACUGUGUGCCCAAAUUGAUGUCUUCUUUACCUGUAAGACAGGGGUGCCCAAAAGGUAGAUUGGGAUCUACCAGUAGACCUUAAGAUGGUGAUCAGUAGAUCUCAAGACACUGCCAACAAACGGCUUGUCUAAAUCACCCUCCUGUCUCAUGCUUUUCAUUCAGAUAUUUAUUACUUUAAGGUUACAUAAAUCCUUUGAAUAGAAAAGGAUUUUUCUUCGAUCAAAAGAAGGUUAGAAAAGUGAUGGGGAAGGUCCCCAUAGGCUUACAUUGUACUUCGGUAGGUUUAAACUGCCAAAGCAUGUAGUCAAAGUUUUUUUAAAGAGACAGUACUUCGACUAUCGAAUGGUCGAAUAGUCGAACGAUUUUUAGUUCGAAUCGAAGUCGAAGGUCCAUGGUCGAAGUACCCAAAAAAAUACUUGGAAAUUCUAAGUUUUUUUCAUUCGAAUCCUUCACUCGAGCUUAGUAAAUGUGCCCCCAAACAAUUGUUGGCAACUUAAGAGAAAAUUGCACACUUUUUGUUUAAAAGCAAAAGUCAUCAUAUAGUACAUGAAAAAUAAUAAAUGGCAACCUUAAAAUUAAAACUUUUUUGAGCUCCACAUAGCUCUUCUAUGGUCUGUGUUACAAAUGAGCAGGGCAUGUGUCCUAAUAGCCAUUUCCCAGUAACACAGUAGGAUGAGGGUAGCAAUUUUCAGCUCUGCCAUUACCUAGGGAAAUGUUUUCUGUAGCUCCCUGUCAGGAACAUAUUGCGCUCAUCAUCUCACUGAUACCCAUGUAAGGACUACUAAUCCCUUUAAUUCCUGUUGCUGCAGAAGACCAAAGAAAGUCAAAGUGACAGGUCUUAACUAUUCACUUAAUAUGAUUGAAUCUCUGCCUAAUGAAACAUGACACUGACGUGGAAAUGAAUUAAUAUCAUUAUUCUGGAAUGGAAAAUAACUCUUGAAUGAAUUUUAUUCCACAUCCAUACAAAUGUUUGUAUUAUUUUGUGAGGUGUUUGUACUAAACAAUAAAUUAAAAAUAAAAAUAUGUCAAUUGUAGAGAAAA
This is a messenger RNA of Xenopus laevis (African clawed frog), 1947 nucleotides long. It is a transcript of the gene cartpt.L, whose product is annotated as CART prepropeptide L homeolog. Gene Ontology annotation, cellular component: extracellular region. Gene Ontology annotation, biological process: positive regulation of cell communication; positive regulation of MAPK cascade; negative regulation of appetite. Gene Ontology annotation, molecular function: neuropeptide hormone activity. Lineage: Eukaryota; Metazoa; Chordata; Amphibia; Anura; Pipidae. The record is from RefSeq and is marked provisional.